AUGUCAUUAAAUCGCACUGAUGACAUGGAUAACAAUAAUUCAUGGAUUCCACUCUUCGAUCGUUUUAAUAAAACCAUACGAGCUGAAGCUGACACAUUGUUCAAGCACAUUGCUGAUAGUCAAACAAAUCUACUAAAUGAACGUAACAGUUUAUACAAGGAGAUCGAGAUAUUAAAAGAAGAAAAAGAGGAAAUGACUCGAUUACUCAAGAAAUAUGAUCAAAUCGUAACACUUAAUAUAGGUGGUCAAUUAUUCUCGACUACGAUUGAAACUCUAACCAAAGAAGAAUGUCUAUUUACAAAGAUGUUCAAUGGACGAUUUGAUCUUCGAGAACAUCAAGGUGCUACGUUUAUUGAUCGUGAUCCAACGCAUUUUAGGAUUUUACUCAAUUAUUUACGUACAAAUACAUUUAUUGAACCUAAAUCAGCUCAAGAUCGUGCUGAACUUUUGUUAGAAGCGGAAUACUAUCAGAUUACAUCGUUAAUCAAACAAUUGAAAAAUGAAACAGUAACGACUAUGAUUGUAGUAGAAAAACUUUUGUUUGAUUCCACUUUGCAUCAUCCACAAGUGGUUAUCUCGGAAGCUGGGCUCUCAGCUAAUUACGGUGGUGGAUGUACCAGGCUUUUAUAUGCAAAAGUAAAUAAUGCUAUGUGGCAAAAUGGAUGUCACUACUGGGAAAUCACUAUAGAGAAAGGACACGGUACUAUUCUUCUUGUUAUUGUAUGA
Molecule: messenger RNA, 726 nt
Organism: Rotaria sp. Silwood2
Lineage: Eukaryota; Metazoa; Rotifera; Eurotatoria; Philodinida; Philodinidae
Source: the annotation of a GenBank genome assembly